Molecule: messenger RNA, 985 nt
Organism: Tuber aestivum (summer truffle)
Lineage: Eukaryota; Fungi; Ascomycota; Pezizomycetes; Pezizales; Tuberaceae
Source: the annotation of a GenBank genome assembly
AUGCCCCUCCUGGACCUAGGUCAACGCCAGCAUGGCUUCACUUCCAUCAGCGUGAUGAACGAAGUCGCCCGUAUCCUUGAUAUUCCGCCCAUGCGAGUCUACGAAGUGGCCACCUUCUACACAAUGUACAACCGCGACCCGGUAGGAAAGUACCACCUUCAGGUAUGCACCACUACGCCGUGCAUGCUUUGCGAUUCCGACAGCGUGAUGCAGGCGGUCGAGAAGUUCCUAGGUGUGAAGCCAGGGCAUACAACCCAGGACGGGAUCUUCACUUUUAGCGAGGUGGAGUGCUUGGGGGCUUGUGUUAAUGGCCCGAUGGUUCAGAUUAAUGAUGAUUAUUACGAGGACUUGACGGCCGAGAGUGUCACAAAAUUGCUAGAGGCAUUGAAGGCUACAGCAGACAGUUUGCCAGAGCAGGCAGCUACUUGGGAUGCUCCUGCCCCGGCCCCGACCCGGACCCCGACCCGGACCCCGACCCCUCGUCCGACGGGCAGGUCAUCGGGAAGGGGGAAGGGUGCGAUUACGGGGAAGGGUGCAGGGGUUAGCAUGGGGGGUGCUGUCGGUAUGUUUUCACUGCGACCUAAUCCCUCUAAUAGUGUUCUUAGUUUUAUCUUAUUUUUUGUCACCUCUGCUGAUAUAUGGUGGCGGCUGUGAUUAGGUAAACCCCCAGAUAAAGUGGUCAACGGUGUGAGAGUCCCCGCGCCUGGGCCACUGAGUGAGAGAGUGACUUGCGAGCCCGCGACUAAACUCACUUCGCUGACAGGACCGAAGUGGUCGACAGAGGUGUGUAGAGAGGACUUGUAGUAGAAAUAUCCUGUUGCGGAUGUAGAUAGCAGAUAUAGUAUACAGAUGCGAGGCAGGCACGGAUAUCGUGCCCAAAUCCAAAGUAGGUGGAACGACCGACCCGUUGAGAAAGGAGACACAGGUCUGCUUCUGCGCUCUGGGACCCGUUGUUUCCCUUUUCGCUAAAUCCGCAUGGCCGUGA